AGACCGGCGAAUGGAAGCAGCGCGGGAGAUGGGCCGUAUCGUGGCGACACUGCACAAGAACGAUGUGGUGCACGGUGACCUGACAACGAGCAACAUCCUGCGCAGGCACACGGGCGAGUAUGUUGUGAUUGACUUUGGCCUCUCCUCCGUAUCGAAGCUGGACGAGGAUAUGGCGGUCGACCUGUAUGUGCUUGAGCGCGCUCUCAUCAGCACACACAUCGGCGCCGCAGAGAUGUUUGAUGAGCUGCUGCGCGUGUACCGCCAAGUCGGCGGCGACUUUACCGCCUCCGUCAUCACCAGACUCAACGACGUGCGGGCACGCGGACGCAAGAAGACCAUGCUCGGCUGAACACACACACACACACAUAUACACACACACACACCUGCACCCUC
This is a messenger RNA of Salpingoeca rosetta, 393 nucleotides long. RefSeq names its product TKL family protein kinase. Lineage: Eukaryota; Choanoflagellata; Craspedida; Salpingoecidae. The record is from RefSeq and is a predicted model, not a curated record. Gene Ontology annotation, molecular function: ATP binding; protein serine/threonine kinase activity. The transcript is spliced from 4 exons. Gene Ontology annotation, biological process: protein phosphorylation. Gene Ontology annotation, cellular component: EKC/KEOPS complex; nucleus; cytosol. The coding region runs from base 11 to 349 and encodes 112 amino acids.